AUGGCCAGUCUUCAGGUACCGAGUGUCACACUGGAAGACCUCCAGAAAUUCCAGGCCAGCCACUUCUUCGGCAUAACUACAUCUCCUGCCGGCCCUGCGCAAUCAGACCUAGUCGAAAAUGAAGAAGAGUCGUACCAUCAAGAUGACGACUUGGGCUACUACAAAGACGGUACAAAACGGACGUUGACAGAUGAACAAAUCGAAAUUUUUCGGCAUAGUGAAAUCCACGCCCUGUUGCGUGAAAGAGAACGGUUGAGAGAGGAGGAAGCGGAGGAGCAAAGUGAUGUUGAAGCCAGAGACAUUGAGUCUGGAAAGACGUCAAAGGUCGAUGGCGACAUUCGAAAAGCAGCGGACAUCAGUGCUUUGAAGAGAAAAUCUGUCGAGGGUAGCGAGGACUCCUCCGCGAAAAGAGCAAAGGAUGAAGAAGGUACGGCCCGCCCAAGUGAAUGCGACACAGCAGCAAGCACGCAGCAGCCACAACAAACUGCGUCUUCCCGCGACAUCAACUUUGGGCGAAAGAUUGUAUCAUAUGCGGACGACUGA
This is a messenger RNA of Talaromyces marneffei, 543 nucleotides long. RefSeq lists its product as uncharacterized. Lineage: Eukaryota; Fungi; Ascomycota; Eurotiomycetes; Eurotiales; Trichocomaceae. The transcript is spliced from 2 exons. The coding region runs from base 1 to 543 and encodes 180 amino acids. The record is from RefSeq and is a predicted model, not a curated record.